AAUAGUCACUGAUUUCUUUAAGCUGACUUAAUGAACUCCUAAUAUCAGCAAAUUUAAGGCCUGAGGGCACUAAACUAACUGUAGACUCAGAUUACAGCCAACAAAAUUACUCAUCUAAUAUCAGUGAAAUUAUUCUUGUACAUGAUGGUAAACCUAAAGGACUGAGUUACGUCUUUCACUAAGGAUGUUACCUAGGAUGAGCAGUAUAUGUUUAUUAGGAAAUUAACUACAUGAAUGAAGAGACCAGACUUCAAAAAUCUAAUUUUUAUAAAUAUGCUCUAUGUUCUCAUUGGAUCAAACUGGUUAUUAACCAAUUUUCCAGAACAGCUGUACAGAAUUUCGGCAUGGCAGCCAGCUAAAUGGUACAAAAUAACAUGUUUAAGCUGGAAUAGCUUAUAAUUUUAUUGAAAUAAAAUUGUGGCUAUAAAAAGUGCUUCCCAAAGCUAAGGAAAAUAUACAAAUAUUUUAAUUAAGGCAGAUUCGUUUUUAAAAAAUCAGGCUUUUAGUAGUGAUUGCUUUGUAAACAAAGGAUGGGUCGAAGGAGAGUGCCUUAAACUCAAGCCUGACAUUCAGGCCCGUGUCACCCUAUAAACCCGCCCUGAACAAUUCUAUUUUCUAUUUGAAAAGAGAAACCAGCUGUGGGUUGGGUUUACUAGGUGGCGUGUGAUUGACUGACUCACCUGCUGGAGCGGCCGUGCACUCUCUCACCUUUUGUUUAUGGGGCCUGGUUCCUAAACACGUGGAUCCGGAGAAAGAGAGCGAGGCUCGACCUUCUGCAGCCUCGCACGCAGCGCCCUACCCCGCCCCCACCCUGUCUAGGGGAUUGUUUCAGUUUCCCAUUCCGACCCAGUGGCAGUUCUUCGUCUACAUAAACAGUCCAUAUUCGUGGAAUAAUUCUCUCUUGAUAGGUGGUUACUAGCCGUUAACAACCAUUUAUUUACUUUCAAAAUUAAUAAUAAACUUUAUAAACUAACCAGCCAUUUGCCCCUCCUCUCCAGUACAUGCCUGGGUGAGUUGGUUAUUUUCAGUCUUUAUUCUGGAGGAAGCUCUUGCCGGGUGGGGGAGGGAAAGAAAGGGGAGGGGAGGACGGAGGGAGGACGGUGGGGGCAGGCCCUGGGAGAAGGAGAGGGGUCCCAGUGAAGAAGAAUUAGGGAAUAUGGAGGCUAUGAAGACUCAAGAUCAUUAGUGUUCAGUGAAUUAGAAAAAAAUAAAACAAACUGUGUUCUUUCCCUGCGUUCCCCCCUCUGCGUGCCUGUUUUGUGAGAGCCUUGCUCUCUGGCGGGUCCUUUUUCCCCCUGCCUGGACACCCCCACCUCCCCCUUAAUGCUAUUUUAGCUUUUCCUCUUGUAAAUUUCAGAGCCAGCUCGGAGGUUAUUGAGGACACUUAAACCGAAAGAGGGAAAUAAUAGAGGUGCUGAGAGCGUUUUUGAUGUUUCUUAAAAGGCAAAAACAAAACGCCCUCUUCUAAACAAGGGCACGCAAUUGUACCUGCUUUUUAUUUUUAUUUGGGGAGGGGGCGCGCCGGUUGAAUGAGACUACUUUUUAAUAUGAUUUAAAUAUUUUUCCGAAAAAAUUAAGGAAAUUCUCCUAUCAUAUUUAAUCAGCUGUAAUUAUAACACAUUCGAAAUGAAUAAUAUGCCUUGACAGUAUUUUUAUUGUUAUUGUUCAUUGCAUGAUGUUCGACUGCUUUAGAAGCACAGGAAAGAGAAGUAAACGCGCUACAAAUGGGGAAUUACCCUCGUUUAGCAUUAAAAUUCAUUUAGAUAAAAUUGCCACAAACAUUUAAAUGGGAAGAUUAGUUCCCCCUCACGCCUUAUUGCACUCGCUCAAUGGUUCCGUUAAGAACAUUUUACACGUUGGAAAUUCCGUCUUCUCAGACGGCUUGCUGUUUCCUAGUUACCCACAUUCAAAGCAAAGGCAGCAGCAAAGGCAGCCGCAGCAGCAGCAGCAGGGAAAAAAAAAAAAAAAAAAAAGUUUUGGCAACUGGUCUGCAAUUCAUCCGCUUCUGGCCGCAGCCUCCCCUCCGCCCACUGCAGCCCGCCCCCCACCCAUCACCUUUCCUCACCCCGCAUUAGGUAACUGGCAGAGUCCUGUGGAGGAAACAGCCUCUGAGUUCUACAGUAUGCAUAUAAUGUUAAAUACAAAGAAAUACCCAAAAGCCAGGCUCCCCUCUCCUGCCUCUGCUCUGAACGGAGAGGUUAGCCUGGAAGUGCUGAGUUUCUCACAUCUUCUGCUCUGAGCCCACAAGGCACGUUUUUUGGCUUUCUUUUCUGCCAGGACAUUUCCAGGAAAUUCACCACUGCUUCUUGCCUGUAUUAGACUUGUGUGAAAGAAUGACAUUUGAAAAGCCCGUGCAACGUCUAGCUUCUCCCUCUCUUUUCUCUUGUAUCUUUCCUUAUCCCUGUGCCUCUCUGUCCCUCACUCCCCCUUUCUCUCGCUCCUUCCCUCUUCCCUCUUUCUGCCCCUCCCUUCGCAGGGCCGCAGGAAAAGAAGAAUGUCGGCUUCGACUGCCAUCUUUUGGGGAUUUGGAAAAACGACUCGAUUGCAUUCUUACCCAAAUUCUCUUCGUGAUUGCCUGUUUUGCGGCUUUGGGUGUGUGGGACUGCUGUCUGGAGGAGCAGAAGAGGUGGCGGGAACGAGCCACCAAGACCAGCAUCUUCAUAGGCACCUUCCUCCUCUGCUCUGGGCCCUAUGUGAUCACCAGCUUGGUUCCCAGUAAUGAUGCCCAGAAUAAAACUGUUUCAGGAAAAAUGUGGCUAGGAACUUCAGUGUAAUAUUGAACAGCAACAUCAUCUCAAUGGAACAUGAGUCUGAGCAAACCCCGGGAGAUAGUGAAGGACAGGGAGCUUGGUGUGCUGCGGACCAUGGGGUUA
This is a messenger RNA of Cervus elaphus (red deer), 2873 nucleotides long. RefSeq lists its product as uncharacterized. The transcript has 4 exons. The record is from RefSeq and is a predicted model, not a curated record. Bases 2334 to 2774 code for a protein of 146 amino acids. NCBI's taxonomy places the organism in Eukaryota, Metazoa, Chordata, Mammalia, Artiodactyla, Cervidae.